Choloepus didactylus (southern two-toed sloth) is the source of this 866-nucleotide messenger RNA. RefSeq lists its product as uncharacterized. The record is from RefSeq and is a predicted model, not a curated record. Bases 226 to 765 code for a protein of 179 amino acids. The transcript is spliced from 2 exons. Lineage: Eukaryota; Metazoa; Chordata; Mammalia; Pilosa; Megalonychidae. Gene Ontology annotation, molecular function: structural molecule activity.
AAUUUGAGGAAGCAGACACACACAUUCCAGCUGAGGUCGAAGAAGACAAGUUUGCCUUCUUGCUUCGCUCUUAUUUGAUAAACAGGACGGAGUGUGCUCCCCCUUCUUUCACAAUUGGUGCCCCGUGUGAGGCUCACCAAUCCUGACCACGACGUUUGGAAGCUGCGCAGUAAGUACAAGCGAGUUGUCUCACAGUGGGUCAGAAGUUUUCAGCCACUCAACAAAAUGGGUCAGUCUCUCAGUGUUCACCAGCGCCAGGAUGUGUUAGUUUUACGGCUGCUGCAGGCUAGUGAAGCUUCUGUUUCAGAAGAUAAUUUGUACUCUGUAUUGUACGAUGUUGUUCAAAAUAACCCUUUGUUUCCCGAGAAAGGCAUCUUAGACUUAGAUGUGUGGGAGUGCUCUGGACAAAAUUUGAAGUGCCACUUUAAGCGAGGACACAAAGUUUCCUCUAAAACGUUUCCUACAUGGGCUCUUAUUUGCACAGCCUUGGCCCCUCUUCAUAUUGCCGAAACUGAGGCUUCGGAAACUAAGGUACCUGAGAAAGAGACCUCCGCUCCCUCCGAUAAAGUUCUCCCGCCUCCCAAGCCCUCGGUCCCCAUACGGCCAGCCGAUAAAGGCGGCGGGGAAAUGACCAUGGCCUCGCUCCUUCCCCUCUCUCCUUUACCGCCGCCACUGCCACCACCGCUGCCUUCCCUCCCUAAAAGUGCUGCACCAGUCUUGCAACGCUGUCUUCACAAGGCAGAAUUAGCCAAAAAUUUUGUUUGACCCAUUAUGCCUAACCAGUUGUCCAGAAAUUUUUCCUAGAGUACCGGGACUGGGAAGUCCAGAUGAAAGUGCCCGCCACAUAGAAACACCAAACGCGUCUG